AUACGACGCUACGUGCCGACAAAAAAUGCCGGUAAAACAAACGGCUCCAGCAUCCCCUUAAAUAAUGAAUCGUUGCCAUUGAUAUACAUUGGGAAUUCAAAGGUUUUCGUCUCAUGAUGCCGACUGAUACGAAUAAAUUGUAACACGAUUUAUUGAUGCUUCAGUUGGCCGGAAUUCGUAUUACGCCGGAUGCAGAAAAUCCAAUUUGUAGAGUUCCAUUGCGAACCGACAUUUAUCAACUGGCUGCUCAAGUAAAUAUAUUAAACGUACCAGGUUCGGCUGUAGAAGCUCGACAAUCGAAUUCAGCGGCCAAAAAUUUUUACAGGAAAUUGACUCGAGAAAUCCAAUCCGCAUCUGUGGUUAGUGUUACCAAUCAGUGUUAUAGAGAUAUGAAUAUCUUUUAGCCAAAAUCGACGGGUGAACACAAGACCAAGCCGACGCAAUCUAGUGUCAGAGAGCUACGAGGAUUAGGUUUGUCGCCCGAUCUUAUAGUCUGUAGGUCGGAAAACCCCAUUGGCAAUUCCGUCAAAGAAAAAAUUUCAAAAUUCUGCGAUGUGGUC
Messenger RNA from Temnothorax curvispinosus, 560 nucleotides. RefSeq names its product vacuolar protein sorting-associated protein 13B-like. Lineage: Eukaryota; Metazoa; Arthropoda; Insecta; Hymenoptera; Formicidae. The transcript has 2 exons. Bases 156 to 404 code for a protein of 82 amino acids. The record is from RefSeq and is a predicted model, not a curated record.